Molecule: messenger RNA, 2326 nt
Organism: Sceloporus undulatus (fence lizard)
Lineage: Eukaryota; Metazoa; Chordata; Lepidosauria; Squamata; Phrynosomatidae
Product: killer cell lectin-like receptor subfamily B member 1A
Exons: 6
Coding region: 477-1301 (274 amino acids)
Source: RefSeq, a predicted model, not a curated record
UCCUGCAAAUCCCAGGAUUCCAUAGCACUGAUCCAAGGCAGAUAAAAGGGGCGUGGAACUGUAUUAUUUCUACAGUGUAGAUGCACACAGAUACCAAGCUAGGUCCUACAGAAUCCUGGGACUUGUAGUUUGUUGUAGUACAAGAGACCCCUAGUGACAGAGGCUAAAUGACUCACAAAACUACAAAUCCCAGAAGUCCAUAGCGGUGGAGUUGUGGCAGUUAAAGUGGUGCUAAAUUCCACAGUGCAGACGUAACCUAAGUCUUGGGCCUUGAUUUGUUGGCGUUUGUAGGCCAGGCUGGACCAGGCCUGGAUUAAGGGCCAACUGUCUCUCAGGGGGUCAUUUGCCCCCUAAAACCAUAGGACUCUGGGCACUUUAGUAGAAGUGUUUUGUUGAACCAAACCCAAACCACCGAGGCCUUCACAAGUGUGUUUUUGUGAGGUUCCCCCUUUCAAAAGCCCCAAAACAGGCCCAUCAUGCCAGGGCCGCUUCCCAAAAUCAAGGUGAUUCCACCUCCGGAGAAUGAUGUGCACCAGGUGCCCAAGUCGGCCCGGAAAGGGCCGGCCUUCUGGACCGAUGCCACGGGGGCCGCGCAGAAGCCACGCAGGGAGCCCCUGCCGCCCCAGCCCCCACCCCCACCCGUCUGGGAGAUCCAGGACAAGGUCCCCCCGCCCCCCAAAAUUUUUGGCGCCGUCAGUUGGUGGCAGAUAUCCACAGGCAUCUUGUUGCUUCUGGCAUUUAUCUUGUUCGUCAUUCUGAUAAGUCUGAUUGUUGCCUACAUGCAGGAAGCAGACAAGAUCAUUGCUAACUUACCAGAAACUGAGCGCAUAGAAAAAAGGCUGAUGGAGGCUGUGAGACAGCAUUACAUGCAGGCCAAGAGACCCUCAGCAUGUAAACCCUGCCACAACAGCUGGAUGCAGUUGGCUGACUCCUGCUACCUGGGCACCGCCGAGAAGAUGCACUGGGAGAAAUGCAUUGAGCAUUGCGAGUCCUACGGAGCCAGUUUUCUGAUAGCAAGAACAGAAGCAGAAAUGGAAUUCCUGCUUGUGGAGACCAGUAAGUGGCUGACCGAAGAGUACAACUGGCGUAUAUCUGGAAAUUACUGGAUCGGUUUGAAGUACAACGUGACUGACAAUGUCUGGCACUGGGCUGAUGGGAAUUAUUUGCACCUCAGACUGCCUAAAUUGUCCAGAGAGAAUGACAUGAGCAUGGAUUACUGCGUCAUGCUCGGCAAUGGGAAUGUACUCACCAGGGGAUGCACCUCUCUGAACCGUUGUUUGUGUAAGAAAGCGGUCCAGUGAAUACGGCGGCGUAACCAAAGAUGCCUCCCUAGAGAACCUACAACUCUUCUUUCACUUGUUUGGCAGCCUCUUUCGCCAAAUAGAAAUAUCACUGGGCCUGGGAAGAAACAGACCUGGAUAAAGGGCUUUCCCUUCUCUACCAAGUUGCAUGUUUUUUCUCUUUUAGGCUGUGCUGUUUUGAAGCUACGCUUUUAAAUUAACGUUUCAUACGGUUUCAGUUUGGUAAGCAGUUUAAAGGUUGUUUAAUCUUUUUUCCAAAAUUAUUAAGAAUUUUCUAAAGUCAUGUAUGAAAAAUGAAAUUACAUACAUUCUCUACAUAAUGAACAUUCAUGACAUACAUGACCUUUAAAUUAAAAUUGCAUUUCUCACAUUCAGAAUCCAAGAUGUAUGCCUAAGAUUCUGAAUAUGAGAAAUACAGUGUUUAUGUAAAUGUCAUGUAUGUCACAAAUGUUCAUUAUGUUGAGAAUGUAUGUAUCUUUUUUUUUUGCACAAAUCUUCACAAAUUCAUUAAAUCCACAAAAACAACCAGACCUAAAUCAUUUCUAUCCUGCUAUCUGCCUUGAUCUUUGGAAAGGCAGGCUAGAAAUCAAGAUUUCAUUUAUUUUAUUUUAUUAUUUAAUUUCUAUCCUAACAUCCAAAACAUCAUUUAUUACUUUCUCAUCUACAGUCUUUUGGAUGUUGUCUCAGUUUUUCUGCUUCUUCGUGUUAUAUCUUUUUAACUAUACACUAUUCUUCUAUUCUUUUUCUGUUAAUAUACUAUAUCCUGAAAUACUUGUAAACAAAAUACUAUAUCAUUUCUAUCCGCUAAUUGGUAAGGAGAUAAACAGUUGCUUUUCAAUUAAAUAUUUGAAUUGGUUGCUAUUAUAUUGCCCAACUCCUGUUUCAAAUGUUUUAGUCAUUGUUGUUUAAUCUUACCUUUUGGUGUGUUCCAUGUGGUUUUACUUGUUAUUUGUAUUUAUUCUGUAAGCCUCCUUGAUUCCCACUCUUUGGGAAAAGGAAGAAUAUAAAUAAAGUGAUGCAUUGAU